This is a messenger RNA of Balaenoptera acutorostrata (minke whale), 921 nucleotides long. RefSeq names its product palmitoyltransferase ZDHHC3-like. Gene Ontology annotation, cellular component: endoplasmic reticulum; Golgi apparatus. The record is from RefSeq and is a predicted model, not a curated record. Bases 1 to 921 code for a protein of 306 amino acids. NCBI's taxonomy places the organism in Eukaryota, Metazoa, Chordata, Mammalia, Artiodactyla, Balaenopteridae. Gene Ontology annotation, biological process: peptidyl-L-cysteine S-palmitoylation; protein targeting to membrane. The transcript is spliced from 4 exons. Gene Ontology annotation, molecular function: protein-cysteine S-palmitoyltransferase activity.
AUGAUGUGUCGGCGUAGGUUCAUCGACUGUGACAAACGUCCUGUCUGGUGCUACACAAACCCCACCUCUGCCCAGCGGUUCUCCGACAAACAGCCUGGGCGUCAGAACACUGCGGGGGUGUCGGGGCAGAGCAAGGUGGAGCGCGGGAGGGAGGAUGGAGGCUUAAGGACCCGGGGACCCGCCGGCCUGGCACCGCUGAACUCGGGCCCCGCGCCCCGCGCGCCACGCGUGUGGUUCGUGCUGGACGCCUUGGGCCUCGUGUGCGCCGCGGCCACGUGGCUGCUGGUGCCGAGCGAGGGCGCAAUGCUGCCGAGCGCCUGGCUCCUCCCCGCCCGGCGCCCAGCCCACGGCGCGGAGCACGGCUGGCUCUUCCACCCGCUGGCCUUCCUGGCGCUGGCGGCCCACGCGCGGACCGUGCUCACCGACCCCGGCGCCCUGCCCCCGCUCGGCGCGCACCACCGCGGCGUGUGCCAGCGCUGCAUCCGCAGGAUGGACCAUCACUGCCCGUGGGUCAACAGCUGCGUGGGCGAGGACAACCGGAAGCUCUUCGUGCCGUUCACGCUCCGCACGGCGCUGGCCCGGCUGCACUUGCUGCUGCUGCGUCCCGGCCCCGCGCGCCUAUGCACACGGGGAGCGGGACCUGCAGAGCACCGUGAAGCCCCAGGGCUCGCGCGUCUUCCUCUUCACCGUGGCUCUGAAUGGCUUCCUCUUGGCCGCCGUGAUGUCACGAUCCAAACGCGCAGCAUCCUCACCGACCGAACCAGAACCGAGCAGCCACAAAGGGAGACGGCCGGGCCGGGCCGCGCGUCCCCGUGGAUGAACCUGAAGGCCGUCCUGGGCCACCGCCCCUCCCCGGCCUGGAUCAACCCCUUCGCCUCCCCAGAACUGCGGGCUGCAAGCGAGCCUCACAGCGUGGUCUGA